This is a messenger RNA of Dracunculus medinensis (Guinea worm), 777 nucleotides long. The record is from the annotation of a GenBank genome assembly. NCBI's taxonomy places the organism in Eukaryota, Metazoa, Nematoda, Chromadorea, Rhabditida, Dracunculidae.
UUGAGAAAUUUUUUUAAGGGCGAUGAAGAAAUUUCAAAACUUUACUGCUAUUAUAAACAAGAUCAUCCUUAUUUACUGCUCGCUCCAUUCAAAGUUGAAAUCGUAAGGUUUGAUCCGUUGGCGGUUAUCUUUCAUGAUGUGAUAUCUAACGAAGAAAUCAGCAUUAUUCAAGAAGUUUCUCAUUCGCGGCUUGAAAGGGCUCAAGUUGUGAGUCCAGCAACGCGGAGAAGGGAACCUGCUUCUUUCCGUAUAAGUAAGAAUGUUUGGCUGGAAAACAACGAGCACGAAAUAGUGGAGCGUCUGAAUCGAAGAAUUCAUCUUAUGACAAAUUUGGAUCUAAAAUUUGCCGAAGAUCUUCAAAUCGCGAAUUAUGGUAUUGGUGGCUUCUAUGAUGUGCAUUACGAUUUUUUCGGGAAAAACAGCCCACUCCUUGAAUCUCUUCCUGAAGGUAAUCGCAUCGCAACUGUGUUGUUCUACAUGAGUCAGCCUGAAAUUGGUGGUGCAACUGUUUUUAUUCCGAUUAAAACAACAGUUCUGCCUUCGAAAAAUAGCGCACUAUUUUGGUACAAUUUAGCGCGCAAUGGUGAAGGAGACCAUAGAACUCAGCAUGCAGCUUGUCCGGUACUUGUAGGCGUUAAGUGGAUAGCAAAUAAAUGGAUCCAUGAAGCUGGUCAGGAAUUUCUCAGACCAUGUGGUUUAAAAGAGACUGAUCAAGAAGCGUUCGUUGGUGACCUUGGAGGACCAGUUCCGAAGGACCAUGCUAAUAUUCGUUCUUAA